GUCCGGGGCACCUGCGAGGAUUUGGAGAAGGACUACUUCCGCCUCACGUCCGCGCCGGACCCGGCGACGGUGCGGCCCGCGCGCGUCCUCGAGGCCGCGCUCAAGGCGCUCAAGGCGCGGUGGCGGUCCGGCGACGUCGACUACCUCUGGAUGUGCAAUCAGCUCAAGGCCGUGCGCCAGGACCUCACGGUGCAGUGCGUCAAGUCGAAAUUCACGAUCAACGUCUACGAGACGCACGCGCGCGUCGCGCUCGAGUCGGGCGACGUCAACGAGUACAACCAGUGCCAGACGCAGCUCCGCGAGCUCUACGGUCUGGGCCUCGGCGGCGGCCACGAGAUGGAGUUCACGGCCUACCGCAUCUUCUACGCGCUCUUCCUCAACGUCUCCGGCUCCGCGGACGACGGCUCCGCGGAGCUCCUCAAGAUCCUCAACGAGAUGCCGGCCGAGGCCUGGGCCGACGCCGCCGUGGCCCACGCCCUGAACGUGCGCGAGGCGCUGGCGUUGGGCAACUACGCGGCCUUCUUCCGCCUCCACGAGACCGCGCCGAACAUGGGCGCCUACGUCCUCGACACCUUCGCGGACAAGGUCCGCGUCGACGCCGCCGCGAAGAUCCUCCGCGCGUACCGCCCGACCAUCGACCUCGCCACCCUCGCGGCGCGCCUCGGCUUCGACGACGAAAACGACUGCAAGGCCUACGUGACGAAGCUCGGCUUCCUCUUCGACGACGCGGGCGCCGUCAAGUGCAAGGAGUCC
Aureococcus anophagefferens is the source of this 753-nucleotide messenger RNA. RefSeq lists its product as hypothetical. The record is from RefSeq and is a predicted model, not a curated record. Lineage: Eukaryota; Pelagophyceae; Pelagomonadales; Pelagomonadaceae. The annotation marks the transcript as partial. The transcript has a single exon. Gene Ontology annotation, cellular component: nucleus.